Molecule: messenger RNA, 596 nt
Organism: Xyrauchen texanus (razorback sucker)
Lineage: Eukaryota; Metazoa; Chordata; Actinopteri; Cypriniformes; Catostomidae
Gene: hes2.2
Product: hes family bHLH transcription factor 2, tandem duplicate 2
Exons: 3
Coding region: 6-596 (196 amino acids)
Biological process (GO): anterior/posterior pattern specification; regulation of neurogenesis; regulation of transcription by RNA polymerase II
Cellular component (GO): nucleus
Molecular function (GO): DNA-binding transcription factor activity, RNA polymerase II-specific; RNA polymerase II cis-regulatory region sequence-specific DNA binding; protein dimerization activity
Source: RefSeq, a predicted model, not a curated record
UCAAAAUGACUCCCAACGCCACUGCUGUAUCUGCCCUGUCUUGUGCGCCCCGCACGGUGACCAUGAGAAAAGAGGCAAACGAACUGAGAAAAACGUUGAAGCCUUUACUGGAAAAGAGACGAAGAGCGCGCAUCAACGAGAGCCUCAACCGAUUAAAAGGGCUCAUUCUUCCUCUGACAGAUAGCUGCCGUUAUUCUAAACUGGAAAAAGCCGAUAUUUUGGAGAUGACCGUUAGGUUCCUGACUGAUACUCAAUCCAGCCCAUCUAAAGACAGUACGUUUAGUUUUGAAGAGGGGUACAAAACCUGCCUGCAGCGCGUUUCAGCGCUCCUGCCUCAAACCAUUCUGGGCGCAGAAACACGACAGCGCGUCAACGAAUUCAUCCAGCGCUCGACGGUGCCCGCUGCACCAGCCUGCCAGAACUGUUGUGCGCAGAGCUCCAGAAUGAUGUCGAUGUCCCAAAUACAAGAAAAACUUCUGAACUUGAAAUCAAGCAGCUCAAGAAUCGUAAAUUCCGAACAAAGCAACGCUGCGAUUCUCAGUCGACCUCAGUCUACGCCACUCAUCACCAAUGCCAAUGUUUGGAGACCUUGGUAG